GUCUUAUCAAGUGUCGGAGCGUGUGGUGUGAUGACACACUUUCGAUUGUAUUAUCGAACUACGGGAUCAUAAUUAGAAAAAAAAAACAAUGGAGGUGUUGGAAAAUUUCGAGAACGGGGUGUCGGAAACGACGCUGUUGUAUAUUUGGUUGAAUAGCGCCGCGACGGCAGUAUGAGUCCUUCGAAAGGUAAACUUGGGACAGUAUCAAACAAGAAUCGACGCUUGCGAGAUCGUCGUCGAGGUAAACAGCGUCGCCCGCGAUACGUCGCAGGCGUUUCGACGCUAAUGUAUGCCGCACAACAAGGAGAUGUCGAUGUCGUUAGAAAAAUUAUUGGGGUUGAGAGCUCUUCACUUUUUCAACGAGAUCGUACCGGUAAAACUGCUCUGCAUUAUACUAGUACCAGUAGUAGUCGUUGCGCUUCACAAGCAGCGGAUCUCAUGGUCAUGGCUGCUCCCGAAUUGGUAGAUGGUAGGGACGAGGAUGGGUUUACGCCGCUACAUCUAGCGGUAAUUGCCGGUAACAUGCAAUUAGUUACUUUUCUUUUAGCUAACAGGGCCGAUGUCAAUGCCGUCGAUAAUGAAAAACACACCGUUGUUCAUUGGGCUGCCGUUUGUGGGGAAACGGCUGCACUAAGGGCAGUACUAGCUGCAGGAGCGCGCGUUUCAACUCCAGACGUCCAUGGGGGGUAUCCUCUACAUUACGCUGCUCAAAUGUGUGGGGGAGAUCGCGAUUCAAAUUUGGGUAUGCAAGUGCUCCAAACCCUUCUUUCGCACCCGGAGAUAAAAGUCUCCGAAACGGACGUCGAUAAAAGACAACCGCUGUUAUGGGCCGCUAGCGCCGGUUCCUCUAGAGCCGUACUAGCUUUAAUUAGAGCUGGAGCUAAUGUGGAAGCUAGCGAUAAAGAUGGUCUAACUGCUUUACAUUGUGCAGCCUCGAGAGGUCAUACCGAUUGUAUGGAUACCUUGUUAACUUUAUGCGGAGCUUCGGUGGAUGUUAUAGACACUAAUGGUUGUACCGCUUUACAUUACGCCGUUACUUUGGGACACGCGGAUGCUACGGCUCUUCUUUUAGCUCACGGAGCCGAUCCUAAUCGACAAGAUCGGAAAGGUAGAAGCCCAGCGCAUUGCGGUUGCGCCAAAGGACAAUUCGAAACUGUUAAAUUAAUUGGUGUACAUGGGGCUAAUUUAUGGUUAAGGAACGCGAGAGGUGAUUUACCUCUUCACGACGCAGCUGGUAACGGUAGAAGAGAAUUGGUUAAGUGGCUUCUGGAGAUGAGACCUAGUCAAGUAAACGCCAGAAAUAAUGACGGUAGAUGUCCGUUACAUAUGGCGGCGCUUAACGAUAACGCCGACAUGUGUAAGAUUCUAUUAGACAAUGGCGCUCAAGUAAAUCCAGUUCUUCGUACUUCGAAAAAUGUUUUUAUGACACCACUAGAUUGCGCUCUUCAACGAGGCUACAGAUCCACUGCCAAAUAUUUGCAACUCCAAGGAGGAGUACCGGCUAGUAGACUCAACGACCCCAAACAAAGUAAUAGUGCCUUAAAUUUCCAUAUCAGAGACGACGUUACAUUCUACGGAGACGUUUCUUCGGAAAGCGAAAAAGAAAUUAAAAAAACCGUUAAAAAGAAAAAAGUUUCGAUGUCUAGUAGCGAAAUAUCGGAAAGAGAAAAAUCUACUAAAAGUAGAAUCGAUUAUAGUAACGAAAUAACUAUUAACGGUAAAACUGAAGUGAAAAUUUCGGAAAAUAAGGAAAUUAUAUUCGAUAAAGAGUCAGUUCAAACUCAAACAUCGGCCAAACUUAGAGAAAAUUCUAAACGAGAUAAAUCAGCACAAUCUUCUUUAAACAAAGAACCGAUGAUCAGUAUAUCAAGUCAAGCUACCGUCUCGAAGAUAGAUCACAGCACUUGUACUACUACCGAAGAAAUUAAUCAACAAUCUACCAGUGAAGAAAAUGAAGAAACUAAAAAAGAUAUUUUGGUAGAAGCUGCCAUACAUCCCCAACCAAAAUCAAUACCAGAUGAUAUUAUUAACGAUAUUAAUGAAGAAAAUGUUAAUGUUAUAGAAAAGGUACAAGAUGAUAUCGAUGUUGUAGUCGAAAAAGAAAAAUUAACAAAAAAUAUUGAAAAUCUAAACGAAAUAUCGAAUUACGAAAAAAUAGAAGACGAAACUCAACCAGAUUUAGGAGAUUUUGUACAAAUAACUGAUAAAAAAGAAAUAGAAAUUGAAGAAGAAGCUAAAAAGAUCGGUACUAUGGAAAAUAUUCCAAACGAAGUUAACAAAACUGAAAAUAAUACAAAAGAAAUAGCAAAAACUACAGAUGAAAUUAAAACUGAUUCAAUCGAAGACAAAACUCAACCAGAAUUAGAAGAUUUUGAACAAAUAAUUGAUAAAAAAGAAAUAGAAAUUGAAGAAGAAGCUAAAAAUAUCGAUACUAUUGAAAAUAUUCCAAUCGAAGUUAACAAAACUGAAAAUUAUGAUACAGAAGAAAUACCAAAAACUACAGUCGAAGUUACAAAUGAUAAAAUUGAAAAUUUAAAUACCGAACCAUCAAAAAAUGAAGUAAAGGAUGAGAGUGUUAAACAAAAUAAAGAAAAUUUCAGCGAUAUAAAAAUUAAACGAAACAAAGAAAAUGAAGAAUCGAGUUCGUCGGACGACGAUGAAUUCUCGUCUAAAUCUCAUAAGAGUUUUCGUGUUUUGCGAGACGAGGAAUCAAACUAUUCAACUGCAAACAAAACGAGAUCAAAAUCACUCGAUAAAAAAUCGAAAAAAGACAAAUUAAAAAGUAAAAUACCGACUCCACUAUUCAAAAGUACGUUAUCUAAAAGCGAUAGACAUUUAAACGAGUUUUACAAAGAAACUAAUUUAGAUACGAGAAUUCCGUCGUUGCCGAACAUUCGAGAUGAGAGAAAUACGAUACGAGAACAUGUUAGAUGCGAUUCCAACAUGUCGGCGCCGAUGCUCACUUCGAUUUUAAGCGAUAAAGAUAAAGAUAGUUUAUCCGAAAUGGAAGACGAGAUCGGUACGAAAACGAAACGAUUCGUUAAGAAGAGAUCCAGAAAUCGCGAAGCGAGAAGCGCCGGAAGCGAUUACGAAAGUAGUAAUUUGAUAGAUUCCGGUUUCGAACCGAGUCCGAGGAGUACUAGAACCACGAAAUGGAAAAAUAUGUCCGAUAGGGGCGUCAAUAUGGCAUCCGUUACACAAAAUAUUCAAACGAAUAUAAGAAGAUACCAUCUCGAAAGGAAGAUAUUUCAGCAACUACUCGAACUAAAACGUCACCAGAUCCGAGCCGGUCAACACAACGAAGCCGUUUUAGUCAAAAGAGCCGUAGAAGCUUAUCACAAAUCUUGCGCUUCGACUGUAGGCGUCGGCCGUUAUACAACCGAAGAUUACACAUUCAAAAGCUUCGAAAAAUUCUUAUACGAAGCUCUGAGGAAAUUACAGAAAAACGGCGCCGAAUAUAUGCGCGGUCUUCCCGCCAAUCCCUUGUUAUGUACCAAAAGUACCAAUCGAUGUAUGCACGCCGCGCACGCGUACACCGGCGUUCCUUGCGCGGCUUAUCUACCGAAAAUGGAUCAUCACUCGAUACCGAAAAUUGGUUUCGAUUCAGUGGAUUGUAAACCGGGUACCGGCCGGUUUUUACCGACAAUUAACCCUAAAAAAACGGUAACUUUGGAAUUAACCCACGGGACUGAUAAACAAGUUAUUUCUUUACCUACCAAUAAACUUGAUCAAAACAAAAGGUACUACGUCACUUUUACCGUUAAAGGACACGAAGCAAUCUCCGAUGAUAGUAAUAAUGAUAAGAAAAAAGUAUCGGCUCAUAAACAUUCGAAAAGCGAUUAAAAUCGACUGUAUUACGUAAUAAUCGAUUUGUGCUAACUAGAAGUUCUGUGUCGAUUGAUGUCGUGUUCCGUCCUACAAUGUAUCAUCGUAUUAGUCGUUUCGAAACUUCGGCCAUAUUGUCUCGUAUUCAAGAGCUUUUUUCGUUUUUGUUGUUUUCGAAUUUUAAAAGUGUUUGAAGUUGUUGUUUACUUUCGCACAACACUGUAUAUUAGUGUAACGGGGUGUAACAAAAAAGUAGGUGAUAAAUUGAACCACACUUUCUGCCGUUGCAACGGACAUGAAUCUCUUUGAGUAAAUGUGCACAAAAGAAAGUGCACAGCUCUCGAAAGAUCAAUUUUGAAUUGAAAAUUUUAAAAGUUUUUUUAUAGCAGUAUCUGCAAAAGAACAGUGAAGAAAUUGAUAACUUUGAGUCUUCCCCAAACCUUCAUAAAGGGUUUCCGUUUUCCAGAAUACAUAUUUUUCAACGUUUUCAAUUGGUUUCUGAUGAAAUUUAAUUGAAAUUUCAUUGAUUCGAUGCCUUUUGCUUGAUGUCUUCGAUUAUCUCACCUAAAGACACUUCUUCUACAACAAAAGUCUUCAAAAUAGUCAUUGGGGUUGAGAUCUGGUCUUCUAGAUAUCCAAGACGUUAAGUUUCUUACGAAAUCUAAUUGAAAUUCUUCGAUUAUUUCUAUUAAUUUGCUUCAUCUAGUUUCAUCUAAUUUCUAUAGUUCCCAAUUUAAAUUUUCCAAGUGUUUUCCUUCUAAAAACACGUGGUUUAGUUAAAGAUCUAUCUUUUUAUUACACCCUGUAUAUUGAUAAUGAAUUGUACGUUGAAAAGGAGUUUAUUUAUUUGAACAUUGAUAUAAUGUAUAUAUUUUAAAUUUUCGUUAAGAAUUUCGUUGUUAUUUUUCUAUAUUUAUUACGUUGGCAACUUUCCUGAUUGAAACACCCUGUAUAUAAUUAUAUCUAUACAGAUUUGGACUCUUGUUGUUUAUUUUAUCAGUAAAGCUGCCAGCUGUGGUUAUCUAAAUUACGAGGGUGCCUGGAAAGUAUCCGACUUAAUAAUAAUAAUUAUAAACUUAGUUCUAGCCUUUUUUAAAAUUAUUUCUCUACCUAGUAAAAAGAAAAAGUCUAUGGGGGAUAGAUAAGGCUAACCAAUUCGAAAUUUAAUGGAGACUAGAAAAUUUUGAGUUAAAAAAAAUAUGAAACAUCCAAAUAUAAAAAAAAAUUAAAAAAGUUGUGGUCGGAAAACUUUACAGACAAACCUUGUAUUUCGGAAUACGUUUUAUUUGAAUUGGAUUGGAUUAAUUCCAACAAAAUUUUAAUAAAACAUUAUAUUUCAUUAA
Messenger RNA from Diorhabda carinulata, 5168 nucleotides. RefSeq names its product ankyrin repeat, PH and SEC7 domain containing protein secG. The record is from RefSeq and is a predicted model, not a curated record. The transcript is spliced from 11 exons. Lineage: Eukaryota; Metazoa; Arthropoda; Insecta; Coleoptera; Chrysomelidae. Gene Ontology annotation, biological process: protein localization to ciliary inversin compartment. Bases 172 to 3843 code for a protein of 1223 amino acids. Gene Ontology annotation, cellular component: ciliary inversin compartment; cytoplasm. Gene Ontology annotation, molecular function: protein binding.